Parasteatoda tepidariorum (common house spider) is the source of this 1704-nucleotide messenger RNA. NCBI's taxonomy places the organism in Eukaryota, Metazoa, Arthropoda, Arachnida, Araneae, Theridiidae. The record is from RefSeq and is a predicted model, not a curated record.
UUUCCUGCAUUAAUUAAUACUAUGUUUAAAGACGGUAUUUUACAACCAUAGUUGGUUUCUUAAUAUUUUUGUCAUGUUUAUCAUUAUAAGCAAAUUUAUAUAAAAGUUAAGCACAUAUUUUUGUAAUUUUAGGAAAUAUCAGAUGAAAAAUAUCAGGAUUAAAUUAUUGUUUUAUUUUGUAGGCAAUGAUACAUCAAAACUUGCCAAUUGUUUAUCGGCCAUGAAUCAAGGAUAGCUGUUAUGCAGAAAAUGUGCUAAUAUUGAGCAAGAGUUACAACGUGUGCCAAAUGUAAAAGAUGAAACAGUUUCCGAACCAGCUGAUGUUUACACCAGGAAAAGUAAAUAUAUCACAAUAGGCAUACCUUCUGUGGCGCGGAAAAAAGAAAACUACCUCCACAAAACAUUGAAAUCUCUGCUAGAGAACAUGGACAAAGAUGAAAGAAAAGAUGUCACAAUAGUUGUUCUUUAUGCUGACAGUGACACCAAAAUCCGACACAAAAGACUGAAAGAAACAAUGCUUCUAUUCAAUGAAUAUGUCCGAUCAGGUUUGCUGCUUCUUAUACAAACCUAUCCCGAGAUAUAUCCGCCGAUGAAGAUAACUCGCCGGACUUACAACGAUACGAUAGAAAGAAUCGCUUGGCGAUCCAAGCAAGUGUUAGAUUUUGCUUACUUGCUGAAAUAUUCCAAAUCGUUUUCUGAAUAUUUUCUAAUUUUAGAAGACGACAUAGAGUCGUCGCCUCAUUUCGUAAGCGCCAUCCAACGAUUCAUUCGAACGAGGGAAAAUUCGGAAUGGGUGUCUCUGACGUUUUCGAGUUUCUACAUCAUAGGUAGAUUGUUCAAGUCGGAGGAUUUGAGGAAACUGUCAGAAUUCCUGGUGCUCUUUCACCUAGAAAAACCAGUAGAUCUUCUGAUCCUCCAAUUCCUUGAUAUCAUGGUACCCGAGAAAAAGAUCGUCACCAGGAGAAUACCAGGGCUAUUCCAGCACAUGGGACUUUACUCUUCACUCGAUGGCAAAAUCCAAAAAGCAAAAGACAGAAGCUUUUCGAACAACAUACGAGUGUACCACUUUCCCAAUCCACCGGCAGAUGUCGUCACUACAAUAGGCGUGUACAAAAAGCACUACCCGGAGUAUUGUUAUGACGAAUCCGAUAAAUUUUUCUGGGGUAGCGCACCGAAGAGGAAUGACACUUUUGAUGUGAUUUUAAGGAAACCCGCAAAGGUACGUAGAAUUUUCGUCAGUUCCGGCCUUCCGUCACACAAGGAGGAUAUUAUAAGGUACGCCGAAUUAAAAGUGGCAACAGUUUUCAAGAAAAUGCUGACAGACAGAAAGGCUGUUUGUUCAGAGUUUAACACAGUGGCUCUUUUUGAAAUGGGAAAAGCUGAUGCAACGGUCAACACGACAUUGCCUAAAGAGAACAUUCAGUGUAUACGGAUAGAAUUCAUCAAGAAGCAAUCAAACUGGUUAUUGAUUAAUGAGAUAUCGGUUGAUAUAGAACCUACGGAAAAUUAUUAAUUCUUUUUCUGGUGCAUUGAAUUUUGUUGUUGAAAUGGCUUUUAAUCUGAAAACUAUGAAUAAAAUUUAUUACCAUGGUGAAAAAAGCCUUUUCGCUUCUUUUUCUGCAGCUGCACCAAAAAGUAAUAAGAGUAACUUAUCUAUAUCGUUUUCAGGUGCUUAAGUUUAAUUUUCAGGAGCAAAUUUAAAAU